Urocitellus parryii (Arctic ground squirrel) is the source of this 1132-nucleotide messenger RNA. Its product is annotated as E3 ubiquitin-protein ligase TRIM34-like. NCBI's taxonomy places the organism in Eukaryota, Metazoa, Chordata, Mammalia, Rodentia, Sciuridae. The record is from RefSeq and is a predicted model, not a curated record. Gene Ontology annotation, molecular function: protein binding; zinc ion binding.
CUAGGCUGUGGUCACAGCUAUUGCCAAACAUGCAUCUCUAGGAACAAGAAGUCUGUGACCAGCCCAGGAGGGGAAAACAGGUAUUUCCUAUGUAGUAUCAGGAACUUAUUUGGAAAUACCAAAGCUAAUCAGCCUCCAGCUGACGUAGCAGAAGGACUCAGGGAAGUCAAGUUGAGCCCUAGCACUGUGCAAAAUGCAGGCUUAUGUGCACACCAUGGAGAGAAACUCCUACUCUUCAGAGUGGAGGAUAGGAAGGUAAUUUGCUGGCUUUGUGAGCGUUCUCAAGAGCACCGUGGGCACCGAACAUUACUCAUGGAUGAAGUGACCAAGGAAUAUCAGGACAAGCUCCAAGCAGUUCUCAAGAGGCUGAGGAAGGAACAAGAAGAAGCUGAGAAGUUGGAAGCUGAUAUCCAAGAAGAGAUCACUUCUUGGAAGUGUCAGGUAGAGACUGAGAGAAAAAGGAUACAAAUGGAAUUUAAUCAUCUUAGAAGAAUCCUGGACAGYGAGGAAGAGCGAGAGCUACAAAGAUUGGAUCAGGAGGAGAAGACGACACUGGAUAGCUUGGCAGAAGCAGAGGAUGAGCUGUUGGUGAAAGAGCACCUCUCAGAUCUAGAGCAUCGGAGUCAAUGGUCAACACUGGCGCUACUGCAGGACACAAGUGGAAUCAUGAAAUGGAGUGAGAUCUGGACUCUGAAGAAGCCAAAAACUGUCUCCAAGAAGCUGAAGACUGUAUUCCGUGCUCCAGAUCUGAGGGGGAUGCUGCAGAGCUUCAGAGAGCUAACAGAUGCCCAAUGCUACUGGGUGGACUUAACAUUGAAUCCAGGCAACUUAAAUUUGAAUCUUGCACUUUCGGAAGAUGAGAGACAAUUGACAAGCGUGUGUAUUUGGCCACUUAAGCGUUACGAUUGUGGCAUCUUAAGCUCCCAACAUUUCUCUCCAGGGAAACAUUACUGGGAAGUUGAUGUAUCCAAAAAGACCAGCUGGAUCCUGGGAGUAYACUGUAGAAAACGUUCUGCAAAGUAUGCUGAGAGAAAAGACGCAAAUCAUACAAAUGUGUCCUCCACAUACAGACCUAAGUACGGCUACUGGGUUAUAGGUUUACAGAAUAACUUUGAGUAUAAUCGUCUUUGAG